UUGUCUCAACUUCUUCACUUCUCACCCUCCACUGUCCACUUCUUACAGAUCUCAUUCUUUCCAAAAUGCAUCCCUUUCUCCGACCACCAACAAUGGCGGCGUUCACGGCAGCACUACUCAUUUUCACCACCAUACUCACAACCACCACCGCACACAACAUCACCCGCAUUCUCGCCAAACACCCUGAACUCUCCACCUUCAACCACUACCUAUCCCUAACCCACCUGGCUUCACAAAUCGACAGCCGAACAACCAUCACCGUCUGCGCCGUCGACAACGCCGCCAUGGAAGAUCUCCUCUCAAAACACCUUUCAAUAAACACCAUCAAAAACAUCCUCUCCCUCCACGUCCUCCUUGACUACUUCGGCGCCAAAAAGCUUCACCAAAUCACCAACGGCACAGCUCUCGCCGCCACAAUGUACCAAGCCACCGGCACCGCACCUGGCUCCUCGGGAUUCGUCAACAUCACCGAUCUCCGCGGCGGAAAAGUCGGAUUCGGCGCUGAAAACAACGACGGAGCACUAACUGCUUCAUACGUUAAAUCCGUUGAAGAAAUUCCUUACAACAUCUCCGUCAUUCAAAUCAGCUCCGUUCUUCCCUCCGCCGCAGCUGAAGCUCCAACACCAGCACCUAGCCAACAAAACCUUACCGUGAUAAUGUCAAAACACGGUUGCAAAAUCUUCGCUGAAACUCUUUCAACAUUUCACGAAGCUUUCAACACUUUCACUGACGCUAUCGACGGUGGUUUAAGCGUCUUCUGUCCCGCCGACGAUGCUUUCAAAGCAUUUCUUCCGAAAUUCAAAAACCUUACUAUGUCCGGUAAAAUAGAUCUACUUGAAUUUCACGGCGUUCCGAUUUAUAACUCAAUCCCUAUGCUGAAAUCAAACAAUGGACUCAUGCAUACACUUGCUACCGAAGGUGCUAGCAAUUACGAUUUCACUGUUCAAAACGACGGUGAAGAGAUUACGUUGAAGACAAAACGUGUGACGGCGAAGAUUAUUGAUACCAUUAUCGACGAGCAACCGCUUGCGAUCUAUACUAUUUCUAAGGUUCUUCUCCCGCAGGAGUUGUUUAAAGGUGAAGCUCCGAGUCCUUCUCCGUCGCCGGCGCCGGAACCAGCUGCGGCGGAUGCUCCUGAGCCACCUAAGAAAGGGAAGAAGAAGAAGAAGAAGGUUGCUGCUGAUGCGCCGGCGGAUGAUUCUGAUGCUCCGGCUGAUUCGCCGGAUGACGAUGCUGCUGAUGAUAAUGCCGAUGAUAGUGACGGCGCCGUUAGGUUUAACGGCAUUGUUGGUAUGGUUUUAGCUUUGGUUUUUGGGUUUCUAUUUCUAUGAGCUGUGUGUAACACAAACAAAAAAAGUUUCCUUUUUUUUUUUUUUUUUUAGUUUUUUAUGUUGUUUGGUAAGAAAGUUAAGGGUGUGAAUUUUUAUUUGAUUUUUUAUUUUUAUUGUAUUUGAUAAUGAUGUACUAAUUUUGGUGAUGAGGGGACUAUUAAAUGUUAAUGUAAACAUUUGUUUACUA
Medicago truncatula (barrel medic) is the source of this 1518-nucleotide messenger RNA. Its product is annotated as fasciclin-like arabinogalactan protein 1. The record is from RefSeq and is a predicted model, not a curated record. Gene Ontology annotation, cellular component: plasma membrane. Gene Ontology annotation, biological process: shoot system development; root development. The transcript has a single exon. The coding region runs from base 66 to 1331 and encodes 421 amino acids. NCBI's taxonomy places the organism in Eukaryota, Viridiplantae, Streptophyta, Magnoliopsida, Fabales, Fabaceae.